AUGCCACCGCCCUCAGACCAUCCGUCACUGCAUCUCACUGUCCUCCCCAAUGAUUUUUUUGUCGUGCAGCUCAAGCACCACGAAGGCGAUGGUGAUGUUUUGAUCAACUUGACCAGUCAACCAGAGAGAUUCUUCUCGUUGACUCGGACAACUGAAGAGGUGUCGGUCGUCGGGGAAAUACAUAAAGACCUCUCUCAGAGGUAUCAUGAUCAUUCUGGAUGGCGUUGUAUCAGAAUUGCAGGCCCUAUGAAAUUCAACUUGACAGGCAUAUUAGCCAGUUUUACCCUGCCUCUGCAGAAGGCUCAAGUCCCAGUGUUUGCUGUGUCCACCUGGUAUGUCCGUUUUUGCUAUCGCCAGGGAAUGUUACCAACUGCGUUGACAACGAGGAAUACCGACUACGUGCUUGUACCCAAAGAUAAGCUGGAGAUGGCGGUGGGGGCACUGAAGGAAGACGGCUGGACGUUCAUUUCGUAG
Desarmillaria tabescens is the source of this 474-nucleotide messenger RNA. RefSeq lists its product as uncharacterized. The transcript is spliced from 2 exons. Lineage: Eukaryota; Fungi; Basidiomycota; Agaricomycetes; Agaricales; Physalacriaceae. Bases 1 to 474 code for a protein of 157 amino acids. The record is from RefSeq and is a predicted model, not a curated record.